AUGGCUCUUUCAAUGACUUCAGUGCGCGCUCCCGUUGCCUUCCGAUCUGCUGCUCUUGCACCGCGUGUGCGUGCCCGCGUCUCGCCUGUGGUUCACCAGCGUCGCAGCUUGGUCGUGCGUGCCGAGUCCAUCGGCGACAAGGCAAAGAACGCGGCAGAGGACGCCAAGGAUGCCGUCAGCGACGCUGCUGGUGCAGUCAAGUCGAAGGCUGGUGAUGCCAAGGACUUCGUGAAGGACAAAGCUGGUGACGCCAAGGGCGCCGCCAAGGACCUUGCGGGCAAGGGAGAGGACGCUGCUGGAGAUGUUGAGAAGAAGGCCAAGAACGCCGCUGACGACACCAAGGGAGCAGCCAAGGAUGCGUCCAGGAAGACUGAGCGUGCUGCUGAUGAUGCCAAGGACUCAGUGAAGAGGAAUCUGUGA
Molecule: messenger RNA, 420 nt
Organism: Coccomyxa subellipsoidea C-169
Lineage: Eukaryota; Viridiplantae; Chlorophyta; Trebouxiophyceae; Coccomyxaceae
Exons: 4
Coding region: 1-420 (139 amino acids)
Source: RefSeq, a predicted model, not a curated record